CCUUUACUUUCUCAUGCCUCAUAGAUAGCAUCUCUGUCUAAAGCUCUGGUCUGACAGGGGAUUCUUUACCUUUCUUUAAAUUUUUAUUUCAUCGUCCACCCAAAAAAAAAUCAUCUGUUCAUCUUUUUCUAUUUUUAGAUAUAUAUAUUUUUUAUAGUAUUUAGCUCCAAUUUUUCUCUCUGUAUUUUGUUUAUUGCACAUUUAUUCAGGUAAAAAAAAAUACCCAACUGUUUAGGUCGAGCACUUAUUUUUUGGGUUCUGACUUUGUAAUCUCUGUUGUAUAUUCCUCUCUCUCCAAUCUUUUUUUUCAAGAUUCUGGAUUUUCUCACUUGUUCAAGUGGUUUUAUGGGUUCUUUAUCGUUUCUUGCACAUUUACUCAACUGAGAUCUACUCGAAUGUUAUAACAUAGGUCAAGACUAAUAAUUUCUUUUUUAAAAUUUAUUUAUUUUAAAUUUAUCUGGGAAAUUGACCUGAGCCAUAGAUUUCUUAUCUUGUUCUAAUUGCUUUUCCUCAAAUUGCUUGGGAACCCGAAGGAAGUGUUGUUGUUCUUGAUGGAUACCCUUCUUCAAGAAUUUCCUAAUUCCAUGAAUAGAUUCAAUUUCGACCAUUACCCCGUUUCUUUCUCUCCAAAUAGAAAUCUUCUUAAUGGAUAUGAGCUCAAUAAUAACUUGAGUAAUCCUUAUUCCCCCGUUCCUUCAUUUGAUCCACAACCUCCUAAUGACUUGACAUCAUCUUCUCCUUCAUCCUUGAGCUCAGAAGGACAUGAUCCAAAUAAUAAUGUUGUUCUCAAGUACAUAAGCGAUAUGCUUAUGGAAGAGGACUUAGAGGGCAAGACCUGUAUGUUGCAGGACUGUUUGGCCCUCCAAGCUGCAGAGAAAUCCUUGUAUGAUGUCCUUGGUCAGGAAUAUCCCCAUUCAUUGUAUCACUGUUCUCAAAAUGUUCAAAGUCCUGAUGAUACUUCACCUUGGAGUAGCAGUGUUGAUAGCAGCAAGAGCUAUCCAGCUGCUGUUAAUACUUCAGUUGAAAAUUCAAAUUGGAUUUUUGAUCGAGUUGAUUUAGAUUUACAUGGAAUCCAAAGUUCUCUUAUUGACUCCCCUGAAAGUACCCUUCUAGGACCAUAUUUCCAGAGUGAUAUACACCCGUUAACAGUGGUCAGGCAACGGAUAGGAGAUGGUGAUUCUUUGGUAUUGGCACCAAAGAGCAGCCCAGAAACUGAGAGAGAUUCCUCACCGAAUAGUUCACGGGGACGGAAAAAUCAUCAACGUGAGGAUGGUGAUUAUUUAGAAGAAGAGAGGAGCAACAAGCAUUCUGCUAUUUCUCUCGCAGAGUCUGAGCAGUCAGAGAUGUUUGAUAAGGUAUUGCUUUGUCCAAGUGAAAACAGCAAGUCUGAAGCACGUGCUCUUCAUGAAAAGUCACAGAAUGGAGCAAGCCGGAAUGGGCAGGGUAAAGGAUCUAAUGGCAGAACGACGCGAGGAAGGAGACAGGGAAACAAAGGAGAAGUGGUGGAUUUGCCAACUCUGCUAACACAGUGUGCACAAGCUGUGGCAAUCAGUGACCAAAGGACUGCAACAGAGCUACUUAGGCAGAUUGGGCAACAUUCUUCAGCUUAUGGGGAUGGAAACCAAAGAUUAGCAUAUUACUUCUCCAAGGCCCUUGAGACACGUUUGGCUGGUACCAGUACGCCUAAAUACACGCCGCUUGUAAGCAACAAGACACCAGUUUCUGAUAUCUUAAAAGCUUACCAGGUGUAUGUUAAGGCAUGCCCAUUCAAGCGAAUGUCAAAUUUCUUUGCUAAUCAGACAAUUUUCAAACUAGCACAGAAAGCAACUAGGCUCCACAUUAUUGAUUUUGGCAUUCUCUAUGGUUUUCAAUGGCCUUGCCUCAUCCAGCGCCUCUCACAAAGGCCUGGUGGACCUCCAAAGUUGCGAAUUACUGGAAUUGAGCUCCCUCAACCUGGUUUUCGCCCUGCUGAAAGGGUCGAGGAGACUGGCCGUCGCUUACGAAGAUAUUGUGAGAGGUUUAACGUCCCAUUUGAGUAUAAUGUCAUAGCACAGAAAUGGGAAACCAUCAAGUACGAGGAUCUCAACAUCAACAGAGAUGAGAUGACUGUUGUUAACUGUUUGCAUCGGUUAAGGAAUCUCCCUGAUGACACAGUUGUAGCAAACAGUGCAAGAGAUGCUGUCUUAAAAUUGAUCAGGAGAAUCAAACCAGACUUAUUUAUCCAUGGAGUUGUUAAUGGUACCUAUAAUGCUCCAUUCUUCGUCACUCGGUUUCGAGAGGCACUAUUCCACUUCUCUUCCAUGUUUGAUAUGUUUGACGUUAACGUGCCUUGCGAAGAUGAGCAAAGAUUGCUGUAUGAGAAAGAAAUAUUUGGAAGAGAUAUUAUGAAUGUCAUAGCAUGUGAGGGUACUGAGAGGGUUGAAAGGCCUGAGACAUACAGACAGUGGCAGGUUCGAAAUAUAAGAGCUGGGUUCAGGCAGCUUUUAUUAGAUCAAGAAAUUUUGAAGAAAGUGAGAUCUACUGUGAGAUCAGAGUAUCACAAGGAUUUUGUAGUUGAUGAGGAUGGCGGGUGGAUGCUACAGGGAUGGAAAGGGAGAGUUAUCUACGCUCUUUCAGUUUGGAAACCAGUCCAGGAUUAACAUGUAUGCUCGUAUAUGGAAUUAGUGGUUUAUGAGAAGGCCCUACUAGAAGUUUUGUUUCUAUCUUUCAUGUAAAUAUAGCUAGAAGUUUUUAAUAUUGAUGUUUAAUUUUUCCUGCCCAAUUGGUGAAAUAUAUUUGUUCUUUUUGAGAUCACCA
This is a messenger RNA of Hevea brasiliensis (rubber tree), 2796 nucleotides long. RefSeq names its product scarecrow-like protein 14. Gene Ontology annotation, cellular component: nucleus. The coding region runs from base 552 to 2639 and encodes 695 amino acids. The record is from RefSeq and is a predicted model, not a curated record. Gene Ontology annotation, molecular function: DNA-binding transcription factor activity; sequence-specific DNA binding. Lineage: Eukaryota; Viridiplantae; Streptophyta; Magnoliopsida; Malpighiales; Euphorbiaceae. The transcript has a single exon. Gene Ontology annotation, biological process: regulation of DNA-templated transcription.